AAAUUAAAGUAUUGCGCAUCGCCGAGAGAGAAAAAAAAGGACGACCCUCGCAGAGGAAGAGGAGCACGAGACCCGAGCCUCGCGCCAUGGCGGGAGUAGCCUCCCUCAACGCCGUGUCCCUGUCCGCGCCGUCGCCCCAGGCCCCGGGGGCCACCGCCGCCCGCGGCCGCCUCCUCGUCCCGGCGGCCCGGCGCUUCCCGUCGCUGCGGGCCGCGCGGCGCGUCGUCGCGGCGCGGGCGGCGCCCGUGGACGCCGACGACGAGUGGGGGAAGGAGCCGGCGGUGGGAGGGACGGCGGUGGCGGAGGCGCCCUCGGAGGCGGCCGCGGCCGCGAGCGAGGUGGCGGCGCUCAAGCUGAAGCUCAAGGCGGCGCUGUACGGGACGGAGCGCGGCCUGCGCGCCUCCAGCGAGACGCGGGCGGAGGUGGUCGAGCUCAUCACGCAGCUCGAGGCGCGCAACCCCACGCCGGCGCCCACCGAGGCGCUCACCCUCCUCAACGGCAAGUGGAUCCUCGCGUACACAUCAUUUUCGCAAUUGUUCCCACUGUUGGGGUCUGGAAGGCUACAAGCUCUUGUCAAGGUGGAUGAAAUAUCACAGACUAUUGAUUCCGAGAACUUUGCGGUGCAGAACUGCAUCAAGUUUUCAGGACCUUUGGCGUCAACUUCAGUGUCCACCAAUGCCAAAUUUGAAAUUAGAAGCCCCAAACGUGUACAGAUCAAAUUCGAAGAAGGCAUCAUUGGCACUCCGCAGCUGACCGAUUCCAUCGUACUGCCAGAGAAGUUUGAAUUAUUUGGACAGAACAUUGACCUGAGCCCGUUGAGCGGCAUAUUUACUUCGAUCGAGAAUGCAGCGUCCUCCGUCGCCAAGACCAUCUCCGGUCAGCCCCCACUGAAGAUACCUUUCAGGAGCGAGAGCGCUGGGUCCUGGCUGCUCACAACCUACCUUGAUGCUGAGCUUAGAAUCUCCAGAGGAGAUGGCAGCAGCAUCUUUGUGCUGUUCAAGGAAGGAAGCGCACUCUCGAUAUAGGCCAAGCGUAUCUAUUCUCUGAGUAGAAUUUGACAUGGAGAAAGGGAAUCCAAUAGACAGUAGUUGUGCCUAUGUUCUUACUUCGUGAAUUCAUGUGUUUAUAGUUCGUUCGUUGCAGUGUGUGGCUGUGAUGUAUAUGUAGCUGAACUGCCAUAUGCCUUUUUUUUUUCAAAACGAACUGCCAUAUGCCCUCCUUUGUAAGCCUGUGCACGUACUAUUUCAAUAGACUGGAAUACAAAGAUACCUGAAGUUCUUGUACAAA
Aegilops tauschii subsp. strangulata is the source of this 1287-nucleotide messenger RNA. RefSeq names its product probable plastid-lipid-associated protein 2, chloroplastic. The record is from RefSeq and is a predicted model, not a curated record. NCBI's taxonomy places the organism in Eukaryota, Viridiplantae, Streptophyta, Magnoliopsida, Poales, Poaceae.